AUGCACAAGCGCUACAAUGUCCACUUCGCCAAGGGCGCCCAGACCCCCACGGACUGCCACUUCUUGGACCCAGAGUUGGGGCAGCAAAAAGGAUGCUGUCAUCAGUGGUGCCAUGACGCAGCGGCCCUGCGAGUCCACGGGCCCUGCCGGCCAUCCCCCCAGUCACGCUGGCAGCAGGCCUACCACUGCCACAAGGGGGUACGUGGCAGCUGCCACCAGGGCCCCCAGCCCCCUGUCCUGCAGCACCGGCGGCAGCCCCAGCUCCCACCUCCCAGCCCCUGGUGGCAGCAGCUCUGCGCCACUCCCAGGGCCCAGAAGGGGCUGCCUGCUACCACCAGUGCCCCCAGGGGACCGGCCAGCGCCCCCCAGCCGGCCCCCAGGCCUACCACCUCGCCUAGCACAGCACCCGUCAUGGCCAGCGGCGGCCCAGCCCUGCCCUCUGCAGCCGGCGCCCUCCUGGAGCCCAGCGAGCCCACUGAUGCCCGGCCCCUGCCCGCCCCAGCGGCCUGCGGCUCCUUCACCUACAGCUCUGGCAUCCUGACAGAGGAUGACGUCUACUGCAGCUGCCUGGCGAAGACGCUCUGCCACGUGCCCGUCCCUGUGACUGUGGGUUUCUAUGCCCCCUUCGGCUGCCGCCUGCACAUGAUGCUGGACAAGAUCACCGCGCUGAUGCAGCAGGAGGCGGCGCAGCGCGAGACGGCGGAGCUGCAGCACGUGCCCUGGCGGCCGCGGCCCGUGCGCGGCUGGAGCGUGCCGCGCCUGCUGUGGUACCUGGUGUUCCUGCAGCCGAUCAUCACCGAGGUGCACCUGCGGCGCAAGAACGUGCAGUUCCUCUUCAUCCGCUUCAGCGCCUGGCAGUACGCGGGCACCGACAAGCUGUGGGCCGGGCUGGUGACCACGCUGUGCGAGGGCAUCCGCCACCACUACGGCGCGCUGCCCUUCAGCGUGUACUCGGUGGUGGGCAACAAGCCGAUCACGACGCCGGGCUGCUGCGAGCGCGAGUGGCACUGCCGGCGCCGCGUGUGCCUGGGGCUGCUGGCGCUCGUGGCGGUGCUGGCCCUGGGCGUGGGCCUGCUGUACCUGUCGCUGGGCGGCCGCGAGCACGGCCACGGCGGCGGCGCGGGCGGCAGCCUGCUCAAGGUGUUCGGCGGCGCGGCCACCACGCUGUCGGGCUCGGGGCUGCUCAUGGCCGUGUACUCGGUGUGCAAGCACCUGUUCGUGAGCCAGCGCAAGAAGAUCGAGCGGCUGGUGUCGCGCGAGAAGUUCGGCAGCCAGCUGGGCUUCAUGUGCGAGGUGAAGAAGGAGGUGGAGCUGCUCACCGACUUCCUGUGCUUCCUGGAGAUCUACCAGCGGCGCCGGCUGCGCGUCGUGCUCGAGGUCACCGGGCUGGACACGUGCUACCCCGAGCGCGUGGUGGGCGUGCUCAACGCCAUCAACACGCUGCUGUCCGACAGCCACGCGCCCUUCAUCUUCAUCCUGGUCGUGGACCCCAGCAUCCUGGCCGCGUGCCUCGAGAGCGCCGGCAACAUGAAGGGGACGGCGGACAACGGCUACCUCUUCCUCAACCGCACCGUCACGCUGCCCUUCUCCGUGCCCAUCAUGGGCCCCCGCACCAAGCUGCAGUUCCUGCACGACGCCGUGCAGAGCCGCGACGACCUGCUCUACCGCGAGAUCACGGGCAAACCGCGGCCGCUGGCGGGCGGGGACGGGGGCGGGGGCGGCGAGGUUGCGCAGCUGCUGGCGGUGGAGACGCAGGCGGGGCCCGAGCACGCGCAGGGCCGCGUGGACGCCGAGGCGGCGCGCAGCAUCCAGGAGGCGCUCUUUUGCCUGCACGACGAGCGCGACUGCCUCUACGAGUACGUGCCCGACAACGUGGUGUCCAUGCGGCGCAUCGUCAACACCGUGCCCAUCACCGUGCGCCUGCUGCAGCAGCAGCAGGGUGACCUGGGGGGCCCCACGCCGCGCCAGGCGGUGGCUUGGGUGGUGCUCGCCAACCAGUGGCCCUGCCGCCUCAGCUGGGCGCUGCAGUGCCUGGAGGACCGGCAGCAGGCCGGGGGCGCGCCCGAGGGCCGCGCGCGCCUCUGGGACGUGUUCCGCGACAACAGCCGUGAGCUGCACACCAUGACCAAGGCGUUGCAGAAUGUGCUCGACCUGGACGGCGACCCCGAGCUUUUCGAGCGCUUCCUGGGGGCCGACUUCCCCUUCACUGUGGCCGAGGCUCAGAGCCUGCUGCGCUGCACGGUCAACCUGGACCACUCCAUCCGCCGCCGCAUGGGCCUCAUCCGAGCGGUCAGCGCUCUCAAGCCCCCCAGCCCGCCCAAGUCCCCUGCCCGCGACGCCCCCCACGCCGCCCACGGAGCCAACAGCGCCUCCAGGGCGUCCCCGAUAGGCCAUGCUGCAGGACACGCCAGCGAAACGCACCACCCCCGGGACCGAGCCCAUGGGAGCAAGCCAAGGCCCGUGGCCUGA
Molecule: messenger RNA, 2469 nt
Organism: Propithecus coquereli (Coquerel's sifaka)
Lineage: Eukaryota; Metazoa; Chordata; Mammalia; Primates; Indriidae
Gene: NKPD1
Product: NTPase, KAP family P-loop domain containing 1
Exons: 4
Coding region: 1-2469 (822 amino acids)
Source: RefSeq, a predicted model, not a curated record